UCGCGUGGGGUGAUGCUCGUCCAGACGAUGAACAGGGAGGGUGAGCGGGAUCGGGCGCCUGAUGUGUUGGCGCGCUGGAUCAAGGUGUUUGAUGACGUCCCCCCUAAGUGGGUGAACGCCAUCUGCACUGACUCCGCCUCGGCGUACGUCGCCGCGGCGAACAUGCUCCAGGGGCCUGAGCAGAGGCCAAAGCAUCAACGGAUCACGUGGCUCCCAUGCGCAGUGCAUAUCUGCUACAAGAUCUUGUCAGACAUUGGCUGUUCGGGCAUGUGGUAUAAGGACAUCAUCGUGAGGGGGAGAGCGGUGGUGCGCUUCAUUAAGGAGCACGGCGCCGCUUUCCAUAUCUUCCGGGGGGAGAGCAGGCAGAUGGGCCUCAUUUAUCCGUGCAAGACACGUUUCGCAUCCGUGUUCGCGAUUAUUGAGCGUUUGCUGGCAGUGAGGUCAGCAUUGGAGAGGACGGUGGACGGCGAUACUUGGGGUAUGGUCCCUUGGGACCAUUUCGUUCGUCAGCUGGCUAGGUGGGUCAGGUGGCAGGUGCGACAUGGCACUUGGAGGGAUUCCAUGGGCAUCCUGUUCCGUAUCAUGGAGCCUGUGUACGACCUGCUGCGCAGGUUGGACCGUGGAGGGCUGCACAUGUCGCGGGUGGUUGAGUGGACACAGGAUGUGGCCCGCCAGGUAGCAGAGGAGGUUUGUGCACUUCCGACCAAUCUUGCACACUACAUUGUUCAGAGGGUGCAGGCUCGAUGCGCUCACAUGUUGAAGCCGGCGCACGCCGUUGCUCACCUUCUCUGUCCCAGCCGGCGGGACUUGCGGUACUUCGAGGGCGUAGUCAGCGGCUACGACGAGAGCUUAGUGAGGGAGGCAGAGACUUACAUCUUGUCGCAGACAGGGUUCAGUGUAGUGAGCCCCGAGUACGAGACCGCAUGUGCGCAGUUGCGCGACUUUCACACACGGAGGAGGACGAUUGCAUGGGGGGGGAGGGACGGAGACAGAGAGGCACAAAGGUGCACGGGCGAUGCGGAGAGGAAUUGGGUCGUCCACGAGGGUGUACAGACGAAGAAGCGUAACCAGCUUGAGUUCAAGAAGGUCGCGAAGUUGGUUGAGAAUCUUGAGAUCUCAGCCAACGUCCGCCUUCUCUCUCAUCAGCGAGCAGACCGCGGGUUCGCGCUGCCGUGGACUCUAGAUGAGUCUUUGUUGGACGUGGAGGGAGGUAUCGGGACUCGCCCCUCGUGGAAGGGGACGGAGGAGAGUAGGACGCGGGAGCUCGAGGAUCAGAGACGUUCUUGGCAGCGAGACCCAUGUGGGUCCAGAGCUCCUCUAGGUGAAGUGGGCGAUGUUUUUGGGACUCGAGCCGCCACAUUGCACCCGUACCCUCAAGACGACAGUGAUUCCGAGGGUCACGAGGACGAGGACGAGCGGGCGGGCCCCGCUACUGCCACUCGUGCGGCAGAUGAGCGUGAUGAGUGGAGCGACCCAGAGGACGUCCGUAGACGGAGUGGCGGAGAUGACCUUUUCGUUGGACUUGAUUUGGGGGAGGAGUCAGGGAGUCGUCAUGGGAGCCCUCUAGAGCAUCAGAGGCCUACGUCCACUGCCCCGCGGUCCGUUGAGCGGGACGGAGAUCCUGGGUCUGUACCUUCGAGGGGGGCAGAGUCGGGGAUUGGUGGGGGCACCCCUGGCAUCGUCCUGCGCAUGAUCGUUGUGGCAUGGCAUCAUCCACCGCUCUUCCCACUUCGACGGAGCAGCUUCAUCGACACCAGCCCGCAAUGGUCGAUUGCACAGAUUGGUGAGGGGCCCGAGAUAGCGAUUGGAGGACAGAUUAGCGGGCGGUCCUUCACCGGUCCAGGGGGACGAGGGAGAUACACAGGGGUUGGCUGGUGGAGAUGGUGAGGUUCACGAUACGACGCAGCGGGAGGCGGCUUUAGCCGAGGCUUCGAGUAUGGGAGUGGAUGUUCGGCAGGGGACGCACGAGAGCGGGUUGGCACCAAUAGAGGAGCCACGUACGGAGCCGUGCAGCCUCCUGCCGUCCAGCUGAGGCCCGAGGAGACGUUGCAUGAGGUCGCGGGCGUGCCUCUGGCCACGGGUUUAGUUGAGGGUGUCGUGCAGAUGUCCCCGGGUCUGGAGGACAUACAGACGGGGCAGUCAGUGGGCAUUGAUGAUAUUCGCCCAUCGGCACAGGCGGAGGGGAUAGCACCGACCACCGGGGGGGAGGGGGGCGUAGCGGGGGCGGUUGAUGUUGGCGGGGUGGGGGUGCCUGUUCAGGCCGAUCCGAUGUCCACGUCUGGGGGGGGAGAUCCCGCACAGUUCGACAGACGUGACGCAAAGACUUUGGUGGUUCGCACUGCUGUGGGGCCAGUGGUGCCACAUCAGGCACCGUUUUUGGAGGACCAUAGGCCGCCAUCUGGCGGUGCUGCAGGGGGCUUACCUUCUGGAGGUUCCAUUGCAGCGCCAUCUGGCGGGGCUGCAGACCCUUCGUCACCCGCGACCGUAGCUCCGAGGGAGGGAGGCAGUCUCACCCCGAGGUCGGCUGCCUGUAGACGGAGAGACACUACCGAGCGUGCGCGGACCUUGCUGGACACCAUGUUGUUUGGUCGCAGUGAUCGGCCAUGGAGUGAGACGAGACGGGUGACGACGGCGAGUGCCGGUUGUCAGCCAGCUUUGAGAGGGGUUUCCAUAAGCGUGAGACGUCGAGAUGUUGUAGCUUCAGGGUUUGGCGGUAGAGGCGGUGGCGGCGGUGGCAGCGGUGGCGAUGGCGACGACAGACAUGAGGGCGCAUGCGGUGCCGCGGCGAGCGCAGUGGAUUCGCCCUUGACGUACGGUUUGAGAGAGGCGUCGAUUAUUUUGCAAGAGCCUGACGUUGUUACACGACCGAGGCAGGCCCAACACGUGCCCUUAGAUCGACGCCACGAGGGGGAGACUUCAGGGACAGACGCUCUACCUAUGGCAAGCGAGUCACGCCGACGUGACGACCUAGCAGCCGCAGGCACCAGGACGGUGAGAGGCAGGAGAGUCAUUAUGGACGACGACCCCGACGAGCGUCCCGUCGCUCUCGAGCCUUCCACUGCCAGACGCGGGGGGCAGCGUCACAGAGAUCGAGGACGUGGCAGUGGUCGGUCCCACGGACGAGGUUCUCAUCGGUCCGAGCGAGAUCCGCGUGCACACAACGAUUUUUGAUGGAGUACGAACUUGCGUUUUCUUGACUUUCUCAGUGUAGUUCAGUUUUUUGUUAUCCAUGACAGACGUAGUGUUUUAAAUU
This is a messenger RNA of Chara braunii, 3253 nucleotides long. Lineage: Eukaryota; Viridiplantae; Streptophyta; Charophyceae; Charales; Characeae. The record is from the annotation of a GenBank genome assembly.